Messenger RNA from Naegleria lovaniensis, 972 nucleotides. RefSeq lists its product as uncharacterized. Lineage: Eukaryota; Heterolobosea; Eutetramitea; Acrasida; Naegleriidae. Gene Ontology annotation, molecular function: protein binding. The transcript has a single exon. The record is from RefSeq and is a predicted model, not a curated record. Bases 1 to 972 code for a protein of 323 amino acids.
AUGUUCUCGAUGCAAUCGAUUGCUAUUGAAUUAGUGCAUGAUUUGAUCUUUUUCUAUUUUCACAAGAGAAGAAUCUCCUUGUCCGUUCCGUUCGAUCAUCGGGAAAACACUACAAUGAUGAACCAGGAACUGCAACAAAUCACUCAUCGAUCCGACAUGUAUGACAUUGUAUCUGAAAAUUGGUUGCACAUGGAAACGGUAUUGAAAGAGACUCCUUUCAUGUCAAGAUAUGAUCAUGCUGAGGAAAGACGAAGCGCUCUCUCAGUUCUUUGGACUUAUUUCGAUCGAAAUUGUGAAUUAUUAAGUUUGUUAAAUUUGGAAGAAUUCAAAAAAUCAACCAAUCAGUUAUUGAAUGAUUUUUUGGGUGAACGUCUCGCUGAACUCUUAUAUUUAGUCGUACCCAUGAAAAAGGAAAAUAUUUGUAUGGAUUGUGUGGAUUUGGAAAUUUCCAAUCAAAUUCAAGAACUUGUCAGAAAAAAACCAAAAGUUCAAGCCAUUCCCUUCAAAGAGAAUUAUUCACAAGAACCACUUUGGUUGAAUGAUGACAUUCUAAGUCAUGUAUUGUCCUAUUUGAUAUUUCCAAGAGAAAUGCGUUCCAUUUCAUUAACUUGCAAAAGAUUAUACUACUUUUUACACUAUUCUACAAAUUUUUCAUGGAUCAGUCACUUGACAUUACCUAAUCAAGGAAAAAUGGUGAGACAGGACACGGUUGUGUUACAUGAUUCAUUGAGUGUGGAUGUCGUUUCUUUCAUACAACGAUUAUUCAAGACCUAUCAAGGAUUUACCAACAUUUCAUCUAUUUCCAAAAUUUUCAACUAUUUUCAUGAACAUCCUGAAAAUGGUCGGAACACCUUUCUUCUUCACAAAUUAUUGAAAAAAGAAAUACCAACAAUGGGACGUUCGAGACAAAUUUUGACACGUUAUUCAUCCAUAAUAAUGAACAGUGGGAUUUCUGGUCCUAUUAUUGGUUGA